Molecule: messenger RNA, 987 nt
Organism: Lodderomyces orthopsilosis Co 90-125
Lineage: Eukaryota; Fungi; Ascomycota; Pichiomycetes; Serinales; Debaryomycetaceae
Exons: 1
Coding region: 1-987 (328 amino acids)
Biological process (GO): mitochondrial respiratory chain complex III assembly
Cellular component (GO): mitochondrion
Source: RefSeq, a predicted model, not a curated record
AUGUUCAGAUCCCAUACCAAGUUGACCUGCAGACCAGUAAGGCUUUUAUCACAAACUACUAAAGUCCCAUUUCAAGUCAGAAACUCCGUCCUUGACAAGCAUAGAUUAGAACAGGAUGUUGUUGAAUCACCAACAAAUAUGGCUCAAGAAUCACAUUUGCCAGUGAUAGAGCAAGACUUGAAAAUCAAACCUCGUCAACCAAAAGCCAAAGCUCCAUUUUUGUCAAAAGCUGAGGAUGACCCAAACAAUGCUAGGCUAUCUUCAUUCAAAGAAAAGAUUGGUCAGUGGAUCGUAUCUACAUUUUCCGUUGAUAUGGAUAAGUCCAGAAGUGGACCUGUUGCAGGUGGGAUUUACUUUGGUGAAUGUAAAAGACAAGCGUUAGUAUACCCAGAUGAACCAAUGAGUGAUUCGGCCAAAUUUUACUUCCAAACUUUGGGGUUGCCUGUAUCAUUUUCCCAACAAGUACAAAUUACUAUUUUACAUUAUUGGAUUCUUUCAGUCAGGAUGAGAGCUCUACCUUUCAAAUAUGCUAAACAGUAUCAACAGAAAUUAGUUGAUCGUAUUUUCGAAGAUUUGCUGUCAAGAAUGACCACUGAAUUGGGUAUAAAAUCAGGAAGAUUGAUUGAAGGAUAUUUGAAAGAUUACCACACGCAAUUAUUAGGAAGUGUGUUGAGUUAUGAUGAAGGAUUACUGACUGAUGAUAUAACAUUAGCUGCUGCAUUAUGGAGAAAUGUAUUCAACGCUAAUGGUAAUGUCGAUAUAAGGCAUGUUGAGGCAUUAUUAGUGUAUGUGAGAUCACAAUUGUAUGUGUUGAAUAAAAUGACUGAUAGAGCAUUUGGGUUUGGUAAGUUUAAAUUUGUGCCCCCAGAUCAAGUAGUACAACCAAUUUCCAAGCAACAAGAGGAGUUGAUUAAACAAAAGACUAAGGAAGAGUUUGCCAGUAUGACUUUACCAUCUCAGAAAUCUGUUUUAUCAAUGGAUGAAUAA